UCAUAGUCGUAAGAUUCGACUGUUCAAACCAAGAAAAGGCAAUGAGUUUAAUUGUAUGAACAUGAGUAUAGUGCCGUUUUAAGCAUAUGUUAUUUGUCAGAUUUUUUAAUUUUUUUGAUUUGUAGAACACAAAAAGGAGAUAUGCGUAGUUUGAGUGCUUAGUUUUUCAAUAUAUGAUAAUGAAAAACGUUACUUUACUUCUUGGCAAAUUCGCGGAAUUCGUUCAGCCGCGGCGUUCCAUCGAUCAAUCGUUCGCCACUUCAGCGAAUUCGGCGUCUUCGGCGUCUUCAGCUUUUAAGUGUCACCCAAAUGGCCAAAUUGGUGGUGCACGGCUGUGCUCCCAACGGUACUUCCUUAUCAAAUUUUAGUAAAUUGCACAUAUACUAGAAUAGAUUGACUUUCGAACUAUUUUUUUUUUUUGUCCGGGGACUUGGCCGUUAUUUAAGCCUUCUGGCUAACCUGGUUUGAUCAGAUACAAUUUCUGGACUCAGUAUCCGCGGUUUGGAAUUGUUUCUUAAAAUCAGAAGCUGUUCUGUAUUUGUCCUGAGUGACUCCUGAUAGUUUCGCCAUUUUCGUUGAAGCUGGAGACCACAACGAGCAUUGCCGGAACAUUCCACAGCACUUCAAGAUUCCAGUGGCAAUGGAGGAGGCGUUUCCCACAUUGCCGGAGUCCUCUGAUGCAGGAGUAGUUGAGUUGGGUGCAGAUCAGAAGUUAUGUCAUUUGACAGAAGAAUGCAGGCAGAUGCAGGCUUUACUGCCGAUUUAUAUAUCUGAAGCUGUGAAGAUUGAGCCUCGUGAUGAGCAGCAAUCAAGCUGUGACUCGGGGCAUCCUUCUGACUUCAUUGAAGUGAAGAAAGAGGAACCUUUCUUCAUGGAGGAAGAUAUGGAGGCUUCCACCGUUGCUGCUGACGAAUAUUUUGGAUUUCCUGUCAAGGCAGAGCCUGUCAAGGCAGAGCCUGUCAAGGCAGAGCCUGUCAAGGCAGAGCCUAUCAAGGCAGAGCCUGUCAAGGCAGAGCCUGGCAAGGCUGCUGUGGCACCUCCAUCCAUCCCACAGCCUCCUGCAAACCAAGAACCUUUAACAACAGCAGACGUCUUCACUGCAUGUCAAGCAGCGCCGGUUACUGCCUGCUUUGCCUCUACUUCUAUGGAGGAGCUAAAUUGUGGCGCUUUAAUGACUGUUCCUUCUUCAGCAAAUUCCACCACUGAAGAUAAGAGUCAAACAAAUGAAAUGCUAACCUCGUCAACUUAUCGCCAAGCUAGUGAAGCUCGGCCGCGAAAUAAUGAUCGUCUUCUUCAUACUUCUGCAGCUGCGGUAAAUUGUGACGUCCUCGGUAAUAAUGAAACGAAAAAUGGCUUGGGUUCUUGUAAGACAGAAGCGUGUCUCAGUUCUGAAGAUGUCCAUUCAUCUAAAUAUUGUGACUUCAACUUCAAUGAAUGCCGUGUAUUACUGACUCGUAUUCAUGUGCCAGAAAAUUUCACAUGUAUAAUAGAGGAACAAAAUGGUGUCGUUAAAAUUUCUUCAAAGAAAAUGCAAUUUUCCGGUCCAGAUAAUAAUCAUGGCGAGAAUUCAAAACGAACAGAAAGUUGCGGAAAAGACAGCGUUGAAAGUCCUAAUAUGAAAGCAGAAAAUGCUCUGCCUUCUUAUAAAAAUAUCCACGUAUAUAAAAUAUCCACAUAUAUAAAAAUGUGCCACCAACAGACACGACAUAAUCGUUCCAAGCUUCCAUGUGCAUCUCCAAAGGAAGGGAUUUCUGUUUCGAAUUCUCGCGGUCAUCUUGCGAAGAAAAAAAAGACUUUCAAAUGUUGUGGCUUUGCUUUUCGCCAUAAAUCUAAUUAUGAUCAACAUGUCAGCGCAGUUCACCUCAAGUUGAGACCUUACAAGUGUCCAAAAUGCGACUACGCCGCUGCCUGUGAUGGUAAUUUGCAAAUCCAUUUGAAUUCAGUGCACGAAAAACUGCGGCAAUUCCAGUGCGCUAUUUGCGAUGUCAAGUUUUCAUCCAAAUAUUCUCUGAAGAAUCACAUUUCUAGUGCUCACCUGAAAUUAAAACCGUAUAAAUGUCCACACUGUGAAUACUCUGCCAGCCAAAAGAAGACUCUGACGCGCCAUGUUUCAAGCAUACACCUCAUGAUCAAGCCGCACAAAUGUAACUUAUGCGACUAUUCCGCUAGUAUCAAGCUUUACUUAGAUACCCAUUACGCCAGCGUCCAUACAGGAGUCAAACCUUACCAGUGUGCUGACUGCAGCUAUGCUGGUGCUUCCAAGUACCUACUCAACGGCCACAUAAAAAGGGUCCAUCUAAAGGAUAAGAAAUACAAAUGCGAUCUCUGUGAUUUUGCCACCAUAUCUAAAGGAAAUCUUGCCGUUCACAUCGCUUCUGUCCAUCAGGAACUCAAGAGCUACAAAUGUAAUGAAUGUGACUACACAGCCGCCACUAAGGGUAGGAUCAGCCGUUCACAUGAAAAUGAAGCCAUUCAAAUGUGACGAUUGCUGCAGAAAUUUUUUUGAUAAAAGUAGUCUUCACGUUCACAUUUCUAGGGUACACCUCAAGGCCAAAACUCACGCGUGCCCACACUGUCCUUAUUCUGCAUGGUGUAAAGCAGACCUUGAUCUGCAUGUUGAUCGCAUUCACUUGAAGCUGAAGCCCCACAAGUGUCCCCAAUGUGAGUUCACUAGCAGCUUCAAAGGGAGUAUUAAAAUUCAUCUUGAAACUGUUCAUUUAAAAUUGCGACAUCAUAAGUGUCACACAUGCAAGCGCCGAUUUUCCAAAAAAGAAAAUCUUGAAAAACACUUGAAAUCGGCACAUUUGAUUCCAGAAGAGUAUAGAUGUUCUGAAUGUGAAUUUUGUACAAGUUACAAGCCAAAUCUGAAGAUUCACGUGGAUUCUGUACAUCUGAAACGUUUUAAAUGUUCACACUGUGAACACGCUGCAAGUUCCAAGGCAAAUCUUAAGCAACAUGUCGAUGCUUUGCACCUCAACAUAAAGAACCGCAAGUGCGGAGACUGCGACUACAGCACAGCGCGGAAGUGUGAUCUCAUGAAGCACCUCGCCGCUAUACAUGGAAAAUAGAUUAGCUUAAUAUCCCGGGUUUGAUUAGGCUUGAUUAACACCAUACAGCCAGACACAUGGGGCCAUACUUUCAAAACUGGCUAAGUGAACGUAAGUACU
Messenger RNA from Hyalella azteca, 3167 nucleotides. Its product is annotated as zinc finger protein 888. The record is from RefSeq and is a predicted model, not a curated record. NCBI's taxonomy places the organism in Eukaryota, Metazoa, Arthropoda, Malacostraca, Amphipoda, Hyalellidae. The transcript is spliced from 4 exons. Gene Ontology annotation, biological process: regulation of transcription by RNA polymerase II. Gene Ontology annotation, molecular function: DNA-binding transcription factor activity; RNA polymerase II cis-regulatory region sequence-specific DNA binding. The coding region runs from base 641 to 2482 and encodes 613 amino acids.